AUGCGGCAGAUCGAAAUCCGAUUCAUCAUCAUCUUCUUCUCCGCCUUGAUCGCUCUUAUCAUCGAUGAUCAGUUGAAAUCCAUUGAUGAGCAGCCUUGUCAUGAUGAUAUGGAACUCGCGGUAGUUGAAUUCAAUCAAGUUCUCAUGCAGGAACCGAAGAAAGAGGAAUGUGAUGAUCUAAAUAAGGCUGAGGCCGUGAGGCCGUGGAUGACGAAAGAGCUUACCGUAAGAUUUGGGACGACGAGUAAGCCGGGGUCUGGUGGUAGCAGAAGACAGGCGAAGAAAGGGGUUGCAUUUCAUGAACCCUUGAAGGUUAACAAGACGAUGAUUCGAGAGAAUGGUGAAGAACGGUGUGAAGAGGAGCUUAGAUACGCGAUUACAAGUGGCUCAGGCGGCGGUGAUAGUGCUCGGAGCAAAGUCAAGGAAACUCUACGUCUUUUCUAUGGAACUUGUCGAAAACUCUUGCAGGAGGAAGAAGCAAAGCCUAUGAAGACUAAGCGCUUCAGAGUCGAUUUCGAGGCUAUUAAUAUUCUCAAAAGCAAAGGGAGAUAUCCCAGCGCCGGAGCUAAUCAGAUUAUGGGAACUGUUCCUGGUGUUGAGGUUGGAGACGAGUUUCAGUAUAGGAUGGAGCUGAACAUGCUCGGCAUACACAGACCGAGCCAAGGCGGUAUCGACUAUAUGAAGAUCGGCAGCGACAUCUUAGCCACGAGCAUUGUAGCCUCCGGAGGGUACGACGACGUGCUUGAUAACUCCGAUGUCUUGACCUACACAGGUCAAGGCGGAAACGCGAUGAUGAAACCAAAGAGAGGAGAGCAAGUAAAAGGUCCCGAAGACCAAAAGCUUGUUACGGGAAACUUGGCUUUAGCAAACAGUAUAAACAAGAAGAACCCUGUGCGUGUCAUAAGGGGCAACAAGAAGGCGGUUUUGGAGUCGUCAUCAUCAGGUGCAAGCAAAGGUGGGAACUAUGUCUACGACGGGUUAUACGUUGUGGAAGAGUAUUGGCAAGAAACCGGAUCACACGGUAAGCUCGUCUUCAAGUAUAAACUCAAACGGAUUCCGGGACAGCCCGAGCUAUUGUGGAAAGUGGUGAAGCAAACGAAGAAGUCGGAGAACCGUGAAGGCUUGACAUCUCAGAAGGGCGCGGUGAACGAAAUCGACGACGAGGAGCCUCCUCCGUUCAUCUACACGGCUAAGAUGAUUUACCCGAAGUGGCUCACGCGGAUCCCUCCAAAGGGAUGCGGCUGCACAAAGCGAUGCACGGAGAGUAGAAACUGCGCCUGCGUGGCGAAAAACGGAGGAGAGAUACCUUACAACUACGAUGGGAACAUAGUUUAUCCAAAGAGCUUGAUCUACGAGUGUGGCCCUCUCUGCAAAUGCCCUCCUGCUUGCUACCUGAGAGUCACGCAGCGAGGGAUCAGGUUCAAGCUCGAGAUCUUCAAAACAGAGUCGAGAGGCUGGGGAGUGAGGUCUCUCAGCUCGAUACCUUCGGGUAGCUUCAUAUGCGAGUACGUCGGCGAGCUUUUGGAGGAUAAAGAAGCUGAGAGAAGAACAGGGAACGACGAGUAUCUCUUUGACAUUGGGAACAAAUACGACAACACUUUAGCUGAAGGGAUGUCGAAGCUAAUGCCAGGGAUGGAGAAAGAGAAAGAAGAAGAAGAUGGUGGCGAUGGUGGUGAGACGACGGGGUUCACCGUAGACGCCGCGAAGAAAGGGAACAUCGGGAGGUUUAUAAACCACAGCUGCUCGCCGAAUCUGUAUGCACAGAACGUGUUGUAUGAUCAUGAAGACAAGAGGAUCCCUCACGUGAUGCUGUUUGCGAUGGACAAUAUACCUCCGCUUCAAGAACUCACUUACCAUUACAAUUACAUGAUCGACCAGGUGCGCGAUGUUAACGGUAAUAUCAAGAAGAAGAUUUGCUAUUGUGGUUCUUCUGAGUGUACCGUAUUGGCGAUGACAGGAACAGAUCUAUUUUACCUGAACGAUAUCGACAAGAGGAGAAGGAACAUCGCCAAAUUUGUGAAUCGCAACUGUAGAGAUAGCCAUUGA
Messenger RNA from Thlaspi arvense, 2046 nucleotides. The record is from the annotation of a GenBank genome assembly. NCBI's taxonomy places the organism in Eukaryota, Viridiplantae, Streptophyta, Magnoliopsida, Brassicales, Brassicaceae.